GCGUUAUUCUUCACCUAACGUUAUACUUCAUCUAACACAACGUUAUAUUUAACAAAAAUCAACAAAUAAAAACUAUAAAAAGACACGAGAUUUAUGGAAGAAGAUUAGAUCCAGAGGAAUAGGCAAGUGGGUAAGAACGAGAAUAGCUGUUCUUCUUCUUCUUCUUCAUUGUCAUCUCAAAGUCAGCCCGAAAGUUACUUCUCAUCCUAUAAAUUUCAACUCUUCUUCUCCAUUUUCAUAAUCAUAUCGCUUCUUGUCUCUUCUUAAUUUUUUCUUCUCCGAAUCCUUUUCGGACAAGAUCUACCACGGGUAAACAAUUGUCUGAAAGAAACAAAGACAAACACCAAGUAGAAGAACAAGAUCUGCUCUGUUUGUUUCCUCUGUCUUAAACAGAAAAAAAGUCAACACUGCUCUCCACGACGUCGUUUUAGCAAAUCGGAGAAAUGGCCGGAGGGUUCGUCAGUCAAACGCCGGGAGUUCGAAACUAUAACUACAAACUCACACCGAAAGUGUUCGUAACAUGUUUCAUCGGUGCUUUUGGUGGUCUCAUCUUCGGAUACGAUCUCGGAAUCUCAGGAGGGGUAACCCAAAUGGAGCCAUUCUUGGAAGAGUUUUUCCCUUACGUGCACAAGAAGAUGAAGAACGCACACGAGAACGAGUACUGUCGUUUUGAUAGUCAGCUUCUCACUCUCUUUACUUCGUCUCUCUAUUUAGCGGCUCUGGUCUCUUCCUUGUUCGCCUCAACGAUAACCCGAGCCUUCGGAAGGAAAUGGUCCAUGUUCCUCGGUGGUCUCACCUUCUUCAUCGGUUCUGCUUUCAACGGCUUUGCUCAAAACAUCGCCAUGCUUCUCAUCGGUCGUAUCUUGCUCGGUUUCGGAGUCGGAUUCGCUAAUCAAUCUGUUCCGGUUUAUCUGUCGGAAAUGGCUCCUCCGAAUCUAAGAGGAGCGUUCAACAAUGGGUUUCAAGUAGCGAUUAUAUUCGGUAUCGUUGUUGCAACGAUCAUCAACUACUUCACCGCGCAGAUCAAAGGCAACAUGGGAUGGAGAAUCUCGCUAGGGCUAGCUUGUGUCCCUGCAAUGAUGAUCAUGAUCGGAGCUCUUGUCCUUCCCGACACACCCAACUCUCUCAUCGAACGUGGCUUCACCGAAGAUGCCAAGAAAAUGCUUCAAUCUAUCCGAGGAACGAGUGAAGUCGAUGAAGAGUUUCAAGAUCUCAUCGAUGCGAGUGAGGAGUCUAAGCAAGUGAAACACCCGUGGAAGAAUAUCAUGCUUCCUCGUUACAGACCACAGUUGAUCAUGACAUGCUUCAUUCCUUUCUUCCAACAGCUUACCGGAAUCAAUGUCAUUACAUUUUAUGCGCCGGUUCUGUUUCAGACAUUAGGGUUUGGUAGCAAAGCCUCGCUCUUAUCGGCUAUGGUAACGGGGAUCAUCGAGCUCUUGUGUACCUUUGUCUCUGUUUUCACAGUGGAUAGGUUUGGAAGAAGAGUCUUGUUCCUCCAGGGAGGAAUUCAGAUGCUUAUCUCUCAGAUCGCUAUUGGAGUCAUGAUUGGAGUCAAAUUCGGAACGGUUGGGACAGGGAACAUAGGGAAAACAGAUGCUAAUCUGAUCGUGGCGCUGAUCUGCAUCUAUGUGGCGGGUUUCGCCUGGUCAUGGGGACCGUUGGGAUGGCUGGUACCUAGUGAGAUAUCUCCACUAGAGAUCCGAUCAGCAGCUCAAGCUAUAAACGUAGCGGUCAACAUGUUCUUCACGUUCCUUGUAGCUCAGCUCUUCCUGACAAUGCUCUGUCACAUGAAGUUUGGACUAUUCUUCUUCUUUGCGGUGUUUGUCUUCAUAAUGACGAUAUUUAUCUACUUGAUGUUGCCUGAGACGAAGAAUGUACCCAUUGAAGAGAUGAACAGAGUGUGGAAGGCACACUGGUUCUGGGGAAGGUUUAUUCCUGAUGAAGCUGUUGGUGUUAGUGCUGCUGAGAUGCAGCAAAAGUCUGUAUGAUGAUGAGUAAUGUUUUAUUUGAGCAAAAAGACUUGUGAGAAAAUUUAAAAAGAAAAUGCCAAAAUAUGUUUAUUCCUGAAAGAAAGCUUCUCUGCUUUUUGAUGCAUAGACUUAGUUUGAUA
Raphanus sativus (radish) is the source of this 2110-nucleotide messenger RNA. RefSeq names its product sugar transport protein 4. The transcript is spliced from 4 exons. Gene Ontology annotation, molecular function: monosaccharide transmembrane transporter activity. The coding region runs from base 444 to 1988 and encodes 514 amino acids. Gene Ontology annotation, cellular component: membrane. The record is from RefSeq and is a predicted model, not a curated record. Lineage: Eukaryota; Viridiplantae; Streptophyta; Magnoliopsida; Brassicales; Brassicaceae. Gene Ontology annotation, biological process: monosaccharide transmembrane transport.